Molecule: messenger RNA, 6080 nt
Organism: Hyalella azteca
Lineage: Eukaryota; Metazoa; Arthropoda; Malacostraca; Amphipoda; Hyalellidae
Product: maternal embryonic leucine zipper kinase
Exons: 15
Coding region: 67-2307 (746 amino acids)
Biological process (GO): microtubule cytoskeleton organization; intracellular signal transduction; protein phosphorylation
Cellular component (GO): cytoplasm
Molecular function (GO): protein serine/threonine kinase activity; tau-protein kinase activity; ATP binding
Source: RefSeq, a predicted model, not a curated record
UUCCCUUCUGCUUUCAGAAGUAAGUGAAUAUAAGUGUUGAUGAUAGCUGCUACGUUGUGAAAAGCAAUGCCUGAGCUGUGCCAGCAAGAGGCCCUGGAGAGCCAGUAUGAGCUCCACCAAACCAUUGGCUCAGGUGGCUUUGCUAAAGUUAAGGCAGCCACGCACCUCCUCACUGGCCAGAAAGUUGCUAUCAAGAUUAUGGACAAAAAGCAAUUGGGAGAUGACCUGCCCCGCAUCUACCAAGAAAUUGAAGCCAUGAAGCUGCUGAGCCAUCAACACAUCUGCCGACUCUACCAAGUGCUGGAAACAUCCUCUAGAAUAUACAUGGUCCUGGAGUACUGCCCUGGUGGUGAACUUUUUGACUACAUUGUGGAGCGAGACAGACUGGAGGAAGAGGAGGCCCGAGUGUUCUUUCACCAGAUUGUGUCAGCCGUGGCUUACAUCCAUAAAAUGGGCUAUGCUCACCGAGACCUCAAGCCUGAGAACCUGUUGCUGGAUGAUGACCAGUGCCUGAAGCUCAUUGACUUUGGUUUGUGUGCCAACCCUGACGGUGGCCUCGCACAACAGCUUGCCACCUGCUGCGGGUCUCCUGCCUACGCUGCUCCAGAGCUGGUCUCUGGCAGGCAUUACUUAGGAUCAGAAACCGACAUAUGGAGUCUGGGUGUGCUGCUGUAUGCGCUGCUCUGUGGCUUCCUGCCAUUUGAUGAUGAGAAUCUCGGCACUCUGUACCGCAAAAUUCAGUUGGGCCAAUAUGAGGAACCUGAUUGGCUAAGCAGUGGCUCACGGAGCAUACUGCGGGCCAUGCUUCAAGUGGACCCUCGCCGGCGCAUCACGGUGCACCAGCUGCAGGCCCACCCCUGGCUCUCAGCUGGCACACCCCUGCAUAUCAAGCCAGCUGUUGGACGGGACCCUCAGAGGGAGGGCGUGGAUGAAGCCAUCAUCACGACGAUGGCGGUGUCUGGAGGACGGUCGCGCGUUGCGGUGCGGGAGGCGGUGGAGCGCUGGGCAUACGACCACACCACCGCCACCUACCUCAUCCUGCACCACAGGAAGCACUGCACUCCUGCUCAGGGUGGGGCCUUCGGUGCCGCGCGCUGCCUGCUUCCCAGCAUAGGGAGUGGGGGAGAGAGGGGAGUGGAUGUUGGGGACUUGACUCCUCUCGGCGCCUCCCCCCGCGGACUGCAUACUUCCCUGGAGGGGGGACUACAAGACGCUCAGCUGCUCACCAUCGCCAGUCCUCAUAACCGCGUGAGCAACAGCAGCAGCGCAUCAGCGUCAUCUGACGAAGGUGUCGGUGAUUCCCACGUCAUAGACACAGACGUUAGCAAUGCGGCCACCACCAGCAGCAGUAGCAGCAACAGCAGCGGCUACUCCAGCAGUGCAAACAGUAACCGUUUGAGCAGCGAUAAUUCUUCAGAUAGCAACAGUAAUUCUUCAAGCAGCAAGAAUAAUUAUACUAACACUAAUUAUUCAGGCAGCAAUUGUAGUAAUUCAGGCUAUUUGAGCAGCAAUAAUGCGACGUUUAUUAGUAGUCCUCGCCGUAAGCGUCCUGUGGCCGACAUUAUGGACGCCGCGCGUGGGCUGGAAGACGACAAAGAGAACAAGUUCCUCCUGCCCACCGCGCCUACACCAGCUGCCAAGACACGGAGGAAAGGAACGCCUACCACUCCUGCUGCGGCUCGCAUCUCACCUGCGCGCUCUGUUGACAGCGGCUUGAACGACUACGCCACGCCCACCAAGCAUGGAUGGAACUAUGCCAGGACCCCAGAGCGCAACACCCCCCGCGCUCGCACUACUGCGUCCGGUGGCGUCUUUGGCAGCAUUGAGAAGAGCUUGGAUAAGAUGAAGACGUUGCUCACUCCCCGCCGCCGGCUGCCCACGCAUAACAGCGGUCCUAUACUCGUACACAGCAAGAAUCUGUACAACGUGAGCACGACAGGCAGUAAUGAUCCUGACUUAGUGCUUAGCGACCUCAGGCGCGCUCUGCACAACCAAGGCAUCCACUGCACCCAGAAAGGGUACACCCUGCGCGGCAAGGUGGAGGACAAGGUUGGAGGAGCACGCCUGAGCUUCGAGCUGGAGGUGGUGCUGGUGGCUCGCCUGAACCUCGUGGGCGUGAGGAGGAAGCGUCUCAAGGGCGACGCUUGGAUAUACAAACGCGUUUGUGAGGAGGUCCUCCGGCUCACAAACACAGCCGCUCCUGCGCAUGGUUGCAGCAUGCAGCAACAGCCCUCAACAUCUGAAGGCAAGACAGACUCCUUCACCCACAGACCAGUGACAUUCACGCUGUCUAGUUCGACUCACUAGUUCGGUAGCAGCUCUAUCACGGCUCAUCGCGCUCAACUUGGUUUUCGUCUCAACAUUUAUUUUAACGAUUCUCCCCGUGCAUUUAAUUUCUUUUAGUCGCUAAUGCUGCAUAUUUUUUCAGUCCUACAGAAUUCUAGUUGCUUUUUAUGUAGAAAUUUUUCAGCAAGAAUUUUUUGAAAGUUAUUUUUUUCUGAAUAUCUAUUUAGACGGUUGAUUUAAUAGCAAAUUUUGUGCGCAGUUACUUUUUAAAUAACAUUUCAGUCUUUCUUUCUUGUGUAUUUGCCAUUUGGCCAAAUCAGAUUUCGUUACAAUGCGCCGCCUGUCUUCUCUGAAGGCAUUUCAGCUCGUCACAAUUCUCGAAGUUUCACUUUCAGUGUGUGAUGCCCCUGUAAGAAGCAUGGCCUUUUAAAUAUGUGAUGCUCUGUAAUAAGCAUGGCCUUUUUAAUGUGUGAUGAUCUGUAUGAAGUGAGGAUUUUUUAGUGAAUGAUGCCCUGUACGGAGUGAGUAUUUCAUAGUCUAACUCAUUCAUACAACUACAUUUCUAAAAUAUGUGUCGUGCGUAGAUUAUUCGCCUCUCAAAAGAUAAAAAAAAUCAAUUGUGAUUUGCAUCUGCAGUUUUUUUCCUGUUUUUUGCUUUCAUUGAAGUGGUUGUUUGUCUGUUUCUUUGUAAUUUUUCAAAUCGGUCUUGUAACAAGACAGAUGAGACAGAAUGAUAGAUACUAACACGGCCUUAAUAUUAGCUAGACCUAUGAUGUAUAGAUUUUGCGGACCAAACAUAAAAUUUACACGUUACCACGUGUACAUUUGGCUCCUCUGACAGGCGUGAUGUUCAAACGCUGCACAUGUGAAUACUCUACACCUUACACAAACACGAAAGCCAAGCCACAACCUGCAUCAUGUGUAGAUAGAAGAACCUUGGGCUCAUUAGACCUUGCUUGACAUAUGCGCACGACAAAACAAAAUUACUCUUCGUAAUUAAAGGAUAUAUUCAUUGUUUUCUAUAUUAAAUCUUUGCUAGUCUUUACUUGAGAGCUCACCCAAUGUGAAUGUUUUUUAAUGACUUGUAAUGUUUGAAGGUGCGAAGCGAAGCUUGUUCCUAAUGCUCACUGUUGGCCGCAAGUCGAAUUGACAUAACGCCAUCUUUAGUUAAAGUAAGGUCUUCAAUUUGUCGCGCUUCAUUUCCUUAGACUUCAAUUGUUCAUUUGUGUGUUAUUAAGUGUUUGAAUAGAAUAGAUGAUAGGUGCACUUUUGCACAUUAUAUAACUGUAUUUAAAUUUUAUCACAUUUCUUAGAAAUGUAGGCAGCUAAGCUGUGCUAUUUUGCUCCUAACUCAGUAUAAGCACUUUUUUUCAUUAGAUUUUGAAGUAUAACUCAAGCAUGUAGUGGGCAUAUUUCUAUCGGGAUUUGAGUUUAAAAGAAAGCUUAAAGUUUUGCUCUUGAAAAUUUUUAUUCAAACGACAAACAGUAGAAGUUCUAGUGUUCAUACUUGACGAAGGCUCGCUAGUUCACGAAUGUUUUGUAUUCAACAUUAAGCAGUAUUUUUCUCGCAUUUCACAUGAGCAUUAUUUUCAUUACCUCAGCCUGGAAAUUAUAAUCGCCACGAACCAAAUUCAUUCCAAUACCGACAUUCGCUAUGAUUUCCGAGCUUACCAAUUAUUUUCUGAGGUUUGUUUGUAGUUUACUGUUUCAAAUUUUAGUCAUUUGACGGCGGUUAUCGUUUGCAUAUUGACUAUUUAUUGUAGUUGAAUUUAGCCUGUGUGAUUUUUGCAAAAAACACUUUAUCUUAAACUCGACUGGGGGCCAAGGAUCAUCCAAGUGCCAAGUUCAUAGCGAAUAGAUUAAUAAUUAACUUACUCUAAGCUCAAGUUUAUGACGAUUUCAGCAGUACAAAGAGAUAAUUUUCCAUGUUUAUCAACUCUUGACUGUUGCAAUACUGUAUGACUCCCAAUAAAGGAGUGCCGCUUCGCAAAAAAAACUUCAUGUUGAUGCAGCUGCUAUACCUUAAAACAGUUUUGUAGAUUCAUUACUUAAAACAAUAUUCGUUGAGAAGUUGGGUUAACCAAAUACCUUUAAAGUAUCUUAAUUCGCUGCCAAUGUUCGCAUGGUUUGUGGUGGUCAUGGAAUCCAUUCAACGUUUGUGAUAGGUAGGAUUGACAUAGUGAAGAAUCAUCAUUAGCUUGAUGACUUGCCACUUCAUAACUUUUUUAAGUACAUUAUCUGUCGACCUAAAAAUAAUUGUUCUUUCAAAUUAAGCUUAUUUGAUCACCGGACUUAAGGCGACGUUCUCAUACGUUUUAUAUUACAGUGGAUCACACAGUGAGCGAUUAAUGUGAUUGUACCUAAAAUUUCGUAAUUUUGCGUCGAUUGUUCGUAAAAUUCAGUCACAAAUAACGAUUGCCCCUUGAGCAUCAACCUGAUGAUUGGUUGAUGGUUGUAGGAUUUUGCAUUCCAUUCACCGCCUUUUUAUAUCGGGCAACGUAUUUGCGGUGCCUGUGGUUCCUAUCGUAACCUUACUUGCUACUCUACCUACAUUGUAAGCAAACUGCCAUGUGUGCCUCAUAUUUGUGUUAUUACUAGCUGUAUUUUAAUGGUGAUAUACGUAGCUUGUAAGGUGCCGGCUUUCAUAUGAUUUCAUGUUAAACUUGUAGAGCGCCAGCGCGUCUGGUGUAGGCUUAGUUCUUACGCCCACUCUUCGGUAGCGGGUCAUUAUAAUGACAUUUAUUGCUGUGGUUUAGCUGUGGUAAAUAUAUUAUAAUCAAUACUACGCUCUGUACGGCAUGGUUAGGGAUGCGCAGAGUGAUUCACGCAAACUUCCUGUUUUUUUUCGCGCCCAGCAGUCAGAUGAUGUAGGAAAAGUGCGGGGAGUAUUUCAUAUGAAGGGCAAGGUAAUGACGUUUAGUGUCCCUCCUAGUCUGUUGCCACUAUGCAUUGGACAAGUGAGCAACGUGCGUUUUUCUCGAAGCUUACUUUUCAUAUGGCCGUUCCAUUAUAGCUACCCAACAAGCAUUCCAUACUCUGUUCUGUAUUCAUCCUUCAGGUCGGGUUGUUGAUCGUAAAUCGAUUUACCUUGGGGUGAACAUAUUUAGGGCUAAUGGGAGUGUAAAUACAAGAAGGUCUGGAGGCCAGCGGACUGCCACAACACCCGAAAACUUCGAGUGAGUUGGAUAGGCGUUUCUGCGUUCCACAGCCGAGGGAACAUUUUUCUAAAGCGCCACAUCUCCUUGAGAGGUGACCUUUGUCUGGCCCGAUCCCUCGAUUUGGCUCCGUGUGAUUUUUUGUGGUGUUAUCUUAUAUCAGUUGUUUACAAUGACUGUCCAAGGACCCUACCUCAUUUGAAGAACAACAUACGCCAAGCCAACAUACCCGUCAAUAUGCUUCAGCGAGUUGAACGAAACUUCUAAAAUUGGCUAACAUAUUGACAAAGGGGGUUGUCAUUUGUCCGAUUUCGUCUUUAAAACUAAGUGAUACAAAAAUUUAGGUAGUUUUCCUAUAGCAUUUAUAUUGCAGUGAUAUCUUUACUAGUUAUUUUUUCACUGAGCCUUCAAAUCAGGAAAUUUCUGUGAAUCAUCGUGCACUUCGUGUCUCAUCCCCGGUCAACGUGCUGACGACAUUUGAAGCAACAGUGGGCUCAUUAGUGUGUCGUAAGUGUUUACCUCGUGUGCCGAGAUGAUGUACUUGGCACCAAAUUCAUUACUUAAUUAAUUUGGUAAUUCUUUGUUACCGAAUGUUUGAUAAUGACUGAGUGAUGUAUAAAACUUCCAUUUUUGAUUCAA